Vairimorpha ceranae is the source of this 150-nucleotide messenger RNA. RefSeq lists its product as hypothetical. The transcript has a single exon. The coding region runs from base 1 to 150 and encodes 49 amino acids. NCBI's taxonomy places the organism in Eukaryota, Fungi, Microsporidia, Nosematidae. The record is from RefSeq and is a predicted model, not a curated record.
AUGCCUUUUAUAAAGAUAAACUCUAAUAAUUAUUUAACGAAUUGUGCGUUUUUUAAAAGCCUGCAAGAAACAGGCGGCAAUGAUAAAGUCUUAAGCUCAUUAGAGUAUUACUUUAAGACCAGUCUCAUUCCUCUGCAGCACGCCAGAUAA